GCCGAAUUGGCCGCAAAUCGUAGCUCUAACCAGGAGUUAACUCCAGGUAUGCGUGCAGCCAUUUGCACGCUUGUGGCUGCGGGCCAAAGUGAGCGCUCUGUCGCGACCCUGUUCGGCGUGUCUCGCCAUGCCGUCACCAACUCCAUUGAGCUCUGGAAAACUCAACGAACCUUUGAUUCUAAAGCUCGUUCAGGUCGUCCCGAGGCUCUCACGCGUGCUGAGAAGCGCUAUAUAAUUUUGCUGGUAAAAAAGAACCGCGAUUUGGCGAAAAAAGCUCUCGUCAACACCAUAGGGAAGAAAAUCUCGCCCUCUACUAUA
Lasiosphaeria miniovina is the source of this 318-nucleotide messenger RNA. RefSeq lists its product as uncharacterized. The annotation marks the transcript as partial. NCBI's taxonomy places the organism in Eukaryota, Fungi, Ascomycota, Sordariomycetes, Sordariales, Lasiosphaeriaceae. The record is from RefSeq and is a predicted model, not a curated record. The transcript has a single exon.